Molecule: messenger RNA, 1440 nt
Organism: Dentiscutata erythropus
Lineage: Eukaryota; Fungi; Glomeromycota; Glomeromycetes; Diversisporales; Gigasporaceae
Source: the annotation of a GenBank genome assembly
AUGGGGACCUAUGAAUAUAAAGUAAAAGAAAAAUGUCAGCAGGUAGAUACCUCCACUGAAGAUAAUCUACCAUAUGUGCUUAGAUGGAAGGGCUCUGUUACCCCAAAUGUUAUAUUUCAGACCUUACUUGUUACUGCUUUCGCGGCCGCUGUGUCGGCAGUAUAUAUCAAAACAGAUAUUAAGCCUGGCAUUCCGCAAACAUUCAUUCCUGUGCUUGGUUUCGUUGUGGGCCUCUUGCUUACCUAUAGAACUAAUACUGCUUAUGAUAGAUAUUGGGAAGGUCGCAGAGCAUGGUCGUCAAUGGUGGUUGCGAUUCGAAAUUUAACACGAUACAUUUGGGUGGGUGUCAAAAGAAAGAAAUCAGAAAAAGAAAAGAAAGCAUAUGAAGAAGAUAAAAAAAUGAAAUAUCUAAAAAAAAAGAAAGAAGUCAAAACAGAACAAAAGACUAAAUCGAGAGAUGAAGAAAUCAUGAUAGAUGAAGAAGAAAAAGAAAUUCUGAUAGAAAAGGAAAGCGUCAUAAGACUACUUAUAGGAUUUGCAAUCGCUGUAAAACAUUAUCUACGUGAAGAGGAAGGAAAUGAAUGCAAAGAUAUUAAACCUUAUAUUUCGGACAUAAAAUCAGCUUUACCGGGAUUUGAAAAUCUGAUGGCUCAGGACGCGAUUGAGAACGCUUCUGAGAACACGUUAAUAAAAAACAAGUCUCGAGAAGGAUCGAUAUGGAGCAAAAUUGUAAAUUUAUAUAACAACAGAAAAAAACCACAUCAACGUGGUAAAAAAGAAUUUGAUUUAGAUUCACCUAAUCACAAUCUUCCUUUAGAGAUUUCUAUAUAUCUUUCUGAUUAUGUUACAACUCAAUUUGAUGAAGGGAGGAUCAGUGUACCAUUAUCCAAUAAUAUGCUACAAAAUGUUAAUACGUUGAUAGAUUGCUUGUCAUCUUUUGAAAGAAUUUUGAGAACACCAAUUCCUUUGGCAUAUGCUAUUCAUUUAUCCCAAACCGUGUGGAUUUAUUGUCUCUCCUUACCUUUUCAAUUGGUUGCUUUCGUUGGUUGGUCGACCAUUCCUAUCGUGUUCUUUGCUAGUUUUGUUUUGCUUGGUAUUGAAAGAAUUGCUGUAGAGAUCGAAAAUCCUUUUGGUUAUGACCCGAAUGAUUUAGAUUUGGACGGUUUUUGCAAAAUUAUCGAACGAGAACUCAAAACUAUCAUAAAUCACGUUCCACCAGAUGUUGACCAUUGGGUAUUUAACGAUAAAAAUCGACCAUUUGAAGAUAGUAAAAUUAGUGCUCUCUAUGCAAGAAAAAACUUAUCUUUUGACGAAGUACGCUCUAGGUUUUCUAUAAAAUCUAUAGAAGAAGAGAACGAAAACUGUGUAGAAUCUGUGAAUGAUAAAAAAGAUGCAAAAUCUGAGAAUGAGAUUACUAUUGAUGUCAAAGAUUCUAAAUAA